Messenger RNA from Pocillopora verrucosa, 3387 nucleotides. RefSeq names its product trifunctional purine biosynthetic protein adenosine-3-like. The record is from RefSeq and is a predicted model, not a curated record. NCBI's taxonomy places the organism in Eukaryota, Metazoa, Cnidaria, Anthozoa, Scleractinia, Pocilloporidae. Gene Ontology annotation, cellular component: cytosol. Gene Ontology annotation, molecular function: ATP binding; phosphoribosylamine-glycine ligase activity; metal ion binding. Gene Ontology annotation, biological process: adenine biosynthetic process; 'de novo' IMP biosynthetic process.
UGUCUAUCUCCUGCACGUGGAUUUAGAACUGUGAUUUCUUUGAUCUUUGAUUUCUUGAAGUACAGCAUGGGAGACAAAGUUUUACUGGUCGGUGGUGGAGGAAGGGAGCAUGCUAUUGGAUGGAAGCUUUCCCAAUCAAAUCAUGUUGGACAAAUCUUUGUUGCACCGGGCAAUGCGGGAAUUUCUUUACAACCGAAAACACAGAAUAUCCCUUCUCUCGAUUGUAACAACAACGAAAGCGUCAUUAAAUAUUGUUUAGAGAACAAAAUAGACUUUGUUAUCAUAGGACCUGAAGUACCACUAGCUAAUGGCUUAGCAGAUGCGCUGCGUGAUAUGAAAAUUCCAUGUUUUGGCCCAAGUCGCAGGGCUGCACGGAUUGAGGCAAGCAAACAGUUCGCCAAAGAGUUCAUGCUGCGCUACGGUAUUCCUACCGCGCGCUGGAAGGCCUUCACAGAUCCAGAGGAAGCGUUUCAACAUAUUGAAUCAGCUGAUUAUGAAGCUCUAGUGAUAAAAGCCAGUGGUUUAGCAGCUGGGAAAGGUGUGGUUGUUGCCAGUAGCAAAGAAGAGGCUGUCAAAGCUGUCAGAGAAAUGCUACAGGACAAGAUAUUUGGUGAGGCAGGGUCAACAAUAGUCAUAGAGGAAAAAUUAGAAGGAGAGGAAGUUUCUGUACUCUGUUUUACUGAUGGUAAGACAAUUGCUGUGAUGCCGCCUGCUCAAGAUCAUAAACGCUUGUUGGACAAUGAUCAGGGUCCUAAUACAGGAGGAAUGGGUGCAUAUGCACCCUGUCCCCAGGUUUCCAUGCAUCUGAAGGAAGAAAUUGCCAGAGAUGUUCUUCAGAAGGCAGUUGAUGGUUUACGAGAAGAAGAGUGUCCAUUUGUUGGAGUUCUGUUUGCUGGAAUGAUGUUGACAGCCAAUGGACCUAAGGUUCUGGAGUUUAAUUGUCGGUUUGGUGACCCAGAGACACAGGUUAUAUUGCCAUUACUGAAGAGUGAUCUCUAUGCAACCCUUAUGGAAUGUGUAAAUGGUGAGCUUAGCCUUUCCUUACCCCAGUGGCACACAGACAGGUUUGCAGUGGGUGUGGUUGCAGCUAGUGGUGGAUAUCCUGGUUCAGUGAAGAAAGGGUGCAUCAUCAAGGGAUUGAAAGACUUAGAGGGUCUAAAUAAUGUAGUGGUGUUUCAUGCUGGGACAGCCAUCCAAAGGAAAGAAGAUGAGGAAGCUUUAGUUACUUCUGGCGGAAGGGUGAUGGCAGUUGUUGGCAUGGCCUCAGGAAUAGAAGAUGCUCAGAAAACAGCAUAUGAUAGUAUCAAGAGGAUUGCGUUUGAGGGGAUUCAGUACAGGAAGGAUAUUGCAUCUAGAGCUUGCAAAGCUAGAGCCCUGACUUAUUCUGGUGCUGGAGUGAACAUAGACGCUGGCAACCUUCUGGUGAAUGCGAUCAAACCCCUAGCUGCUUCUACAGCACGCACAGGUUGUACAGCUGAUCUUGGUGGCUUUGGAGGCUUCUUUGAUCUCAAGGCUGCUGGUUACUCAGAUCCAUUGCUUGUUAGUGGCACAGAUGGUGUUGGAACUAAACUCAAGAUUGCACAGACUGUUGGCAUGCACGGCUCAGUUGGUAUUGAUCUGGUUGCAAUGUGCGUGAAUGACAUUCUUGCACAUGGUGCUGAGCCAUUGUACUUCCUGGAUUACUUUGCAACUGGAAAGUUAGAUGUGGGUGUUGCCAAGGAAGUGAUUCAUGGUAUAGCACAGGGCUGUUCCCAAGCUGGGUGUGCUCUUCUAGGAGGAGAAACAGCAGAAAUGCCAGGGAUGUACUUAUCUGGAGAAUAUGACAUGGCUGGUUUUGCUGUGGGAGCUGUUGAACGUGACAAGGUUCUUCCAAGGACACAGGAGAUAAUUGUAGAUGAUGUAGUCAUUGGUUUAGCAUCAUCUGGUAUCCACAGUAAUGGCUUCAGCUUAGUCAGGAAAAUAAUUGAGAAAGCUGGACUGAGUUAUGAUUCUCCGUGUCCUUUUCCAACCACUGAAGGCCUGCAGUCUGUCACUAAAUUAGGUGAAGCUCUUCUUUCACCCACCAAGAUUUACUGUCAUGCUCUUCUUCCCCUGAUGCAUGCUGAGAAGAUCAAGGCUUUUGCACAUAUAACAGGAGGAGGUUUAAUCGAAAACAUUCCUCGUGUCCUGCCCCAUGGUUUGGGGGUGUCACUUGAUGCUAGCUCUUGGAGCAUGCCGUCAGUGUUCGGGUGGUUAUUUGGACAAGGGAAUGUAGCAACACACGAAAUGGUGCGGACUUUCAACUGCGGUAUCGGAGCAGUCCUUAUUGUUGGUCAAGACACUGCUACUUCGGUUAUGGAACAUCUUUCAGCGUUGAACGAAAAAGCUUGGAUUAUAGGAAAGGUCACUGAAAAUAGGGAAGACGUUGACAGAGUUAUUGUUAACAAUCUUGAAAGUGUGCUGUGCGAGUCUGCUAAAAGCGCAGACAUUAAACACCAGGAUGACAAUGAAACUGUUAAACGACCAAAACUAAGCAGCGUGGUAAUGGAGCGUAGAAAGAAAAUGAAAGUAGGGGUACUAAUCUCAGGCUCAGGAACAAACUUGCAAGCUCUGAUCGAUCACAGCUUACGGGAGGGCAGUAGUGCAGAGAUUGCUGUGGUCAUAUCAAACGUGCCUGGAGUUCAGGGUCUAACGCGGGCUCAAACAGCUGGUAUACCAACUAAAGUAAUCAAGCACAAAGAUUUCAAAAGCCGUUUGGAUUUUGACAUGGCAGUGCAUGCAGCAUUGGAAGAAGCUGGAGUAGAACUGGUUUGUUUAGCAGGAUUUAUGAGAAUUGUAACCGGCGAGUUUGUUCGAAAGUGGCGUGGUCGGCUGCUGAAUAUUCAUCCCUCUCUACUUCCUUCAUUCAAAGGCAUGCAUGCGCACAAACUUGUCUUGGAGGCAGGUGUGCGCAUAUCAGGGUGUACGGUUCACUUUGUGGAGGAAGAGGUUGACGCAGGGGCAAUAGUGGCUCAAGAAGCAGUCGAAGUUAAACACAAUGACACAGUGGAAACACUGCAAGAAAGAGUAAAAACCGCCGAGCACAGAGCUUACCCGCGGGCUAUGGAACUGCUUGCCAGUGGUAGAAUAAAACUUAAUGACGAAAACAAAGUCCAGUGGAUGUGGUAGUCCCACCACACACAAGUGUUUGAACUAAGUGUCUUAUUCUAGGCUACUUCAGCAAUAUUAUAAGCUGAGUGCUAUAAUUAGGUGAAGGGCAUUAAGUAUUAAAGUAUGCUUGGCUUUAUUAAGUGAAGACAUGAAAGUGGCAUGGAAAUGUUAGUAGAUGAGAGGGAUCCGUGCACUUGUAAAGCAUUCAUGUAGAAAUAAAGUUUUUGCCCGAGAUAUUGUUAAACGACUGUCCGAUAG